Nicotiana attenuata is the source of this 588-nucleotide messenger RNA. RefSeq lists its product as uncharacterized. The record is from RefSeq and is a predicted model, not a curated record. NCBI's taxonomy places the organism in Eukaryota, Viridiplantae, Streptophyta, Magnoliopsida, Solanales, Solanaceae. Bases 1 to 588 code for a protein of 195 amino acids. The transcript is spliced from 2 exons.
AUGUCUGUGGGACUCAUUUUGACAGGUAUGGAAAAUUACUCUCUUUGGAGUCAUGCAAUGAAAGUAGCAUUGUUAGGAAAGAACAGACUGUGUUUAGUUGAUGGAUCAACAUCGAAGGAGGAUUUUGGUCCAAAUCUAGGAAGUCAGUGGGUUAGGUGCAAUGCGAUUGUGACUUCAUGGCUCAUGAGCAAUGUGAGCAGAGAUUUGGUAAUUGGAAUGCUAUUUUCUUCGAAUGCACAGAAAGGGAUUUCGUCAGUAUCAAUUUAUUUCACCAAGCUAAAAGACCUUUGGGCAGAAUAUGAUUCCAUACUGCCACCUCCUACAUCAGCCACUGAGUAUAUCGAACAAUUGGAGUAUCAACGACUGCUACAAUUUUUGAUGGGAUUGAAUGACAAUUUUGAGCAAGCAAGGAGUCAGAUUCUAUUAAUGCCAAGCUUGCCAUCUAUAGAUAAGGCUUAUGCUAUGGUAGUUCAGGAAGAAAGCAGGAAAUCAUUUACUGGUGGUACCUAUGGGAAAACUGGGCAUAAUUAUCCUACUGCGUUGUUUACUACUCAACUACAUCUAAGCCAAAGAGAAACUAUAAUUUAG